Messenger RNA from Actinia tenebrosa (Australian red waratah sea anemone), 2011 nucleotides. Its product is annotated as melatonin receptor type 1B-B-like. Gene Ontology annotation, cellular component: membrane. Lineage: Eukaryota; Metazoa; Cnidaria; Anthozoa; Actiniaria; Actiniidae. Gene Ontology annotation, biological process: G protein-coupled receptor signaling pathway. Gene Ontology annotation, molecular function: G protein-coupled receptor activity. The record is from RefSeq and is a predicted model, not a curated record.
ACAAAAUGCAGCUGCUUGAUAAAAAAAACGCAUUCAACAGGGGGAAAUAUAUCUUUGUUUCAAUCUUUAAUUUAGUUCCAUGACAAAUAUGUGAGUUUAUCUGCAACUCGGUUAUUUGCGAUUAGCGUUAGCGUCUACUCUAACAAUGACACUAUAUGCUAUAUGUCAGCAAAAGAAUAUUAAGCUUACUUCAUAUUCUCUUGAUGUCAGUUAUCAUACUGAUAAGCAAGUGUGGCUGUAAAUAUUUCUCUCUUUCAUACCCGGAAUCUAAUGUGAACUUGAAUCGAAUGUUCUACACUCAAAGCGCAAAGCUAAUAUCAGUAAAAAGAACUGUGGGUUAGCGAAUAUAUGUUGGGUAAAUAAAAUUAUAUGAGUUGAGGCUCACAUGCGAAGAACUUGAGUCCCCUUAUUUAUACAUGUCUUCAGUACGUAUUUAUUAUCUUUUUUGUUUCUUUCAUCCUUUUUGGUCCUUUUCAUUCAUCUAGGAAAGGCAUCUGCUUUGCUCAYGCACUCCUGCAAUUUGCGAUCAAUUUCUGUUUGUUCAAAGUUGACAGGUACUGGUGUUAAUUUGUUUUUAUGAAACAUAUUUAAGAGUAAUGCAUUUCGGGAAAAAAAAAACCAGAACUGAAAGUAAACGCGAAAAGACUGGAGUAGCAUUAUAGAGAUCAAAUCCCAUUCAUUGAAAUCAUGGGUACUUUAAUUCUUUCGAGCGUACUCWUGAAAAGAAGCCUUCAGAGCGUUGCCUUGGAAUCUACUGCAAUGGGGUUCGUUUUCCUUUUGGGCCUUCUUGGAAACACUUUAGUUUUCUGUGCCAUCAGGCGAAAUCCGCGUCUUCGGACCAUCUCUAAUAUGUUURUGUUUGGUCUAGCAGUGAGUGAUAUCUUAAUGUCUGCUCUGUGUAUGCCUCUUUCAUUAAUAACACUAAUACAUGGUCAGUGGAUUUUUGGGGGCACGGUUUGUCAAGCUCAUGGCUUCUUUGUGUUUACCUUGGGAUUGGCUUCCCUUCAUAUGAUGGCUUUAGUCUCGAUAAAUCGUUAUUUCUGCAUCCUAAAACCAUCGAAGUACCAGAGUCUAUUYAAAAAGCGUCGAACCAUCCUUCUUAUUUUCAUUGUCUGGGUCGACGCUUUGGUUGGUUCUAUUCCUCCCCCCUUUUUCAACUUUGGGGGCUACUCUUUYCAGCCGGGAAAAGCCAUGUGUCUCUACGAAUUUGAGAAAAAUAUUCUCUACACGGUGUUUAUCGAAGUUCUCUUCAUAGGAACUCCCUUAUGUGUUAUUGCUCUGUGUUACACGUUUGUGUUCAAAGAGGUAAAUCGCACUAACAAAGUUUUUGUCAAUGAUGAACUCRGCCCAGAAGAACUUCGUGCUCAUGUCAAGGAAGCAAAAAUAACAAAGAGACUUGCAGCUGUAUUCCUGGGAUUUGCAUGUUGUUGGAUACCAGUGAGCGUGAUCGAUUAUAUCGAUGCGAUAAAUGGCUCACCGCUCUUAUCAAGACAUGUCUACCUAGCGUAUGGAUUUCUGGUGUACAUCUCGAGUUUAAUCAAUCCAAUUAUCUAUGGGAUUGCAAGUAGAUCGUUUAGACAUGAAUGCAAAAGAAUGUUUAGAAGCAUUUUAUGUAAUUCUUCAUACUGUAGUAAACCUGUACUUMAACCUGGCAACUCUGCCUUUAAAGAAUCGACGUGAACACAAACGACAAAGCCACAUAUUCGACCAUCUUGAUACUCAGUUGUGGUUUGGAAAAAACUUGAAAAAUAAUAAAUAUAAAGAAAGAUGCUACUUAUUUGCACUAGCUGUAUAUAAUGCUUGGACGAUAGUGACUGAUGGGGGGAAAAAAUCUAAUAUCGAACUGUUAGGAGCGAAACGGUAAUUAAGAAGCCAUCUGCUCAUUUGUUUAUUCGUAAUAGAGGGUAGUAACCCAUUAAUUUGUGCGUGUGUGUGUGUGUAACUCUUUGCUCCUUUUAAUUCAACCGUUGUUACAAGCAAAUMAACGAUUAAAAAGCUCAGUGAUUUCAAA